CCGCCAUCGAGGAGUUAUCACAAAUUCGCAGAUCGAGCGACAUGAUGGCGCCCACGCUUUCGGAAGAUGAAAUCGAUGACUUACUGUACUUCGCAAGGACUGGCGACAAGGCCGAAUUUGAGUCUCUAAAGGAGGAGCUUUGUAAAAGAGAGAAGGUGGAGGUUACGGAUUUAGUGGAGAAUGCGCGAGAUUCAGAGAGUGGAAAUGGAGUUUUGCAUAUGGCAGCUGCGAACGGACAUUAUACUAUCCUGCUAGACCUCUGCAAGUCCCUCAGCGGAUCUUCUCCCCAAAACCCAAAGAUGCUAUCAAUACUCAACUCGCAAAAUGCCGCUGGAAACACAGCUCUACAUUGGGCUGCUCUGAACGGACAUUUGGAAGCCGUUAAAGUUCUGCUGGACGAAGGUUCUGACCCAACGAUUACAAACCACAAGGGCCACGAUGCGGUUUAUGAAGCAGAGUUGAACGAUAAGCGUGAGGUUGUAGAAUGGGUUCUGAAGGAAGGAGGAGAAGGGUUAGAAUUCGGUCUCAGUGGCGCUGGUGGUGAGGGGGCUGCAGAUGUAGAUGAGGACAUGGCGGAUGGAAAUGGGGAGGGGUCAGACGAGCCUAUCGAUGCAAAGGCUCUUGCGGAGGGAUUGAAGGAGCUAGUUGUGAAGGAUGGUGAGGAGAAAAAGUGAUGUCCUACGCAUCAUGCAAACGCGUAAUGGGCUGUUCACGAAGCCAUGCAUGCUACGUACACCUCCACCGGCACCCGAAAAAUUGCCUAAGCUGCAAUGAUAAUCCUAUGGCACGAUGCCGAUUCUGCAGCCAGGUUAGGGUUGCUUAAGUCACCCUUCUGCAACACCGCAGCGUCUGUUGCAGUACGUAUGAAGGGCAUGAGGUGAAGAUCUCAAACAUAGCUGCGGCUUUCUUGUACUUAUAUGCUGCAACUAAAGCCAUGUGCUGAAAUGGAAGACGCUGCCAGAAAGUGUUCUGCCUAAAACCUUGGCAUCAAAAUUGUCAGGUGAACUUUUUCGGAAACGAUGUACAGGAGUCCUUUGUGAUAAUCAUUGAUGCGGUUCAAAGUUUCGUUUAUAUCAGAGAAGGCUGAGACAAUGCUGUCUUCAUUUGAGACACGAAAUUUGGUUGACACUGGCUUUCUGAAUUCAGCAAGUCCUGUAUCUCGGAGCAGGCUCCAAAUACUUCUGAGGGGGCCGAGAAAAACCCUAUCGAUGCCCAAAUGUAGCAUGUGGGAGGAAUAUCAGACCAUGAUAUAGAGACGCUUGGUGAUUGUGCCUGGCAUUUCUAGGUAGAGGAGUUUCAAUAGAUCGCGUAUCGUAACCUCUAACGACAUCCUCUUGCAGCUACUCUCAAUGAAGC
Messenger RNA from Cadophora gregata, 1356 nucleotides. RefSeq lists its product as uncharacterized. The transcript has 2 exons. NCBI's taxonomy places the organism in Eukaryota, Fungi, Ascomycota, Leotiomycetes, Helotiales, Ploettnerulaceae. The coding region runs from base 42 to 674 and encodes 210 amino acids. The record is from RefSeq and is a predicted model, not a curated record. Gene Ontology annotation, molecular function: protein binding.